Molecule: messenger RNA, 3118 nt
Organism: Lagopus leucura (white-tailed ptarmigan)
Lineage: Eukaryota; Metazoa; Chordata; Aves; Galliformes; Phasianidae
Source: RefSeq, a predicted model, not a curated record
UAUUAAAAGAACCUCAUCUCCCUCCUAUAAAUUGGAGCGAGACAUUUUUAUUGGCGUAGUCGGUGCAGGAUACCCGCUGUGAGAGUGUUGUCCUUCCAGAUAUAGUUUGAAACUUUUUUUUUCUGUGUGCACCUCCUGCAGUUGCAAGGAGCGAUAUUUUUUGAAAACUUAGACGUGAGUCCUUCUCCAGGAAGACCGCUCCAUAUUCUGAAACUUUACCUUUUAUGUGUGUACCUCUCGGGGACGUAUUUUGGCCAUUUGCAUUUUGAUUAAUACCUGUGUGCCUCCUCGGGAAGAUUUCUCUGGUUAUUUGGUGACUGAAGUGCGAAACUUGAAGUGAUAUUUUGUGACUUAAACGUUUGUGCCUCUCCAAGAAGUUUUAUUUACUCUAUUGAAACCUAGAAAGUGUUGCUUUAGCGUCACAUUUUUUGUGCUCCCCCCAUAGAAAGGGAGGAGUGAUUGGAGCAUUUGCAUUUGUUUAGGUGUGGUGUAUCUCCCUGGGAGGAGCGGUAAGGAGUAACUGAGCUUUUGAACACGUGUACCUCCUCCUCCCUUAGUGUAGAUCUUUCAUUGUAUUAAGAAAUGAGUAACAGUAUUGCCAGUAUGAAAAGUGAAGAUGUGUUAUUUGACCUUUUAGAAAAGCAUGGUGCUCGUCCCUCUUUGUCAGGGGUGGACUGGGCACGCCAAAAUUGGCAUAAUUUGCAGAGUGUUUCGGACCGCAUUAGUGCCUUACAGAAUGAGGCUCGUACACGAGCUGGAAAAGGAAAGUCGUUUAUUUGUGCCGUACUCGGGGCUGCUUUAAAAGCUGCCGUGAAGUUCCGAAAUGAAAAGCAUUCGGCAGAACUCCAAACCAUAGAAGCACUACAGGAAUCGGUUAGAGUUACACAAGAAUUGGUAAAAGCUCUGCAGAAUCAAAUAGUUAAUCUCGAGGAACAAUUAGAAAGAGAGAAACAUAAUUCGGCCUUGUUGCAGAUGGGAAAGGAACUGUUAACACGUAAAGAUACUAAUAUUGUCACCCAUAGGUUGCCUCAAGAAAAAACUUUUCCUCAGGAGGAACUACAAGAAAUAAAGGAAAGACUAGACAAAUUAGAAACCCCAAUAGCCCCAUUGCGUCCCUUGAUAACAACAGAAUAUACCUUCGAUAACAGUGAGGAUCUAGAUCCUCAAAUGAAUGUUAAGGAAAUUCCGUUCUCGGCCACCGAACUAGCAAAACUCAAAAAGGACUUCAGCCGCUCUCCAGAGGAAUCAGAAACAGAAUAUGUAUGGAGGGUGAGUCUCACUGGUGGCGACCAGAUUCGGUUAACAGAAAAGGAAGCAGAAGGUUAUUGGGGACCAGGAGUAUUUUUAACUACUGGUAACAAUCGUGCUCCCUGGUCCUUAACGCAAAGGGCUGCCUAUUGGGCAGGUGGUCUCAACUCUUUAGAACGGGGAGACCCUCUUGCCAUUACUGGAACUACUGACCAAUUAGUAGAGAGCGUUCAAAAGGCUGCUUGUCUCCAACUGAUGUAUGAUAGAAAGCUGCAGCCGCAUCAUGAAUCGCCCAUGAUGAUGCCUGUUGAUCCUGAGAGAAUGACCCCUUUAAUUAGAGGGCUUCCGGAGUCACUGAAACCCAUAGGCGUACAAUUACAAGCAAGGAUACAAGCUAUGUCACAGGGAGAAAGAACCCGGGCAGUGUUAGAAGAAACUGUAACCCCCAACCAUCUGCAGUCAGGAUGCAAAGUAUGGACGUGGGGGGAGGUAGCCCAAGAGUUAAUUAACUAUGGAAGAAAAUAUGGGCCGGUGGUUUCUUUUCCCAGUAAAUCUGAGCCCAGAGGUGUAAGGCUUGCAGCAGCCAGUCUUGCCCCCAGGCCACCUUGCCCAAAGCUCAGUGGGUCUGGAAGGGUCUCAUUGCCAGUAAAAUCCGGUAGGCGGAAUAUCUUUCAUAAACAUAAUGGACUUUGGACUCUAGGCUGGAAAAAGGGUAUUCCACGAAAUUUGAUGGAUGGAUUGACAACAGAUAGGUUAGAGAAAUUAGUUAACUGGUGGCCAGAACAAAAGCUCGAGAAUCUUGAGGAAAGCAAAACCCCAGGUCCUAGGGCCUCUCUCAGGGAACCUGAACGGCUAUCCAAGCCAUUAGAAAACUGAUGUCUCCACCCCUCCCAAGUGAGCGCGGUGAGGGCGGUGAAGGGUGGAUGUGUUAGAAAGCUCACAACAAAGGGGAAACACUUAUCGCCUGGGUCAGCCUGUGUCGAUUGGUUCAGCUAACCUGAGGCUUGUUUCCCUAACCUUAACGGGAUACCUUAACAAAUAUCCUUGGAAGGUCAAGGACACCAUGAAAAAGGAAUAUAAAAUUAACACUUGCUGGAGUUCCCUCAUUUGUUAACCAUAUUAACAAAGCCCAAAAAAAAGGGCAAGACGGUGUCUCGUUUUAUUUUUUCAGAAUACUCCUAUGGACCUUGACUGAACACAGAAAGGACUCUAACGUUUUGUGACAGAAAUAUUGAAAAUGUGAUCAUGUUAGAAUACUGAAUAUACCUCUUGAUUACAUUUUGUGUUUUGGUUGCAAAAGUACUAUGUUGUGUGUUGUUGUGGGUAGUAAUGUUGUAUCUCGAUUUGUUGUAUUUAUUUGUUACUGGUUAUUGCCAAAUGUAUGGUUGCCUCUUUUCACUUUCUACUUUUCAUUCAUCAUGUAACAUUGGUGUCACCACUCCCGAGGUAUCACCGAGUGGUGUCUGUGGCAAAUUGAUAUUGUGUGUUGUUGCAACUCUUACGUUUGUACCGUGUAUGAUUCCAUGGUUUACUCCAUUUAUACAACGUGUUGUAUCUUCCAUGUGUUUUGUAACUACUUCAACUGAUGAUGGACAAGUCCAACAGAUCAGGGCAACAUUUGUAACCAAGCCCAAGAAAUCGUUUGUAGUAAUUGUGUAACGAUUGUCUUCCCCUUCUCCCCUUCCUCCUUCCCCCCCCCCUGCUUCUUUGCUGUCUUUUUGUUUUCUCCCUUUUCUUUUCCUCACCACCGUGGAGGGUCACUUGUGCUUUAUUUCAAGCAAUCUUUGAGCCACGGGGUGGUGUGAGAAUCCUUCUUUGUUUUUUUUUUUGGCUCAAAGCUUUCUUCCUGACGUUUUUCUUGUGAUAAGAC